AUGAAUCAGAUUCCUUUAAUUGACGCCGGGCGCGGUUGUCGCCAAUUUUGGGACGCGGAUAACGCAUGGUUAUCCCCAUGUGCAUUGCCAUACCUCGUCAUUGCUCCGGCGAGUAUCGCUCUGCUCAUUGCAUUUGGCCAUCUAAGUGGCCCAUUAUUCCGACGAUGGAGUCCCCAGUGGACGCGUCCAUUCAUCUCAGAGUGGGAUGACCAACCAGACAUCCCUUCUGAAGGGCCGAAACGAUCUCUUCAAUGGACCGUUGCUCUUUUGGCCUUUUCAGCCAUCGGUUUAUCAGGGGAAAUUGUGCAAUGUUUCCCUCCGAAAGUCGACCUUCCUUCGCUGGUACUUGUCGCAUCAUGGGCGGCAAUAUGCGUUCUCAUCGCUGUCGAACGACCAAGAUCAUGUUCUAUCUGGAUGCUGGCAUAUUUCAUCUUGACCUUUGUGGUUGAGAUAAUACUAGCAGCGCAUAAUGAUGCUCGUCCGAGAGUGAAAGUCAUUGCCUGUUACAUUUCUGCCAUAGCAGCCUUGGCGGCUUCUUCUACAAUCCUGCUGAUGCCAUUUCGAAAGGACUCUUUCCCAGGAUCUGGGAUCAGUGCUGUGGGGGAAGCGCCAUCCAGCAUGCUUCGUAGCCCAGAAGACAACCUACGGCUCUGGCAGUUUCUUACAGUCUCGUGGAUGGCGCCCCUUAUCUCCCUUGGCCGGAAAAGGCAGCUCAAUGAGCCCGAUGUCUGGUUUCUUGGAUUCGAAUUUCAGCAUAAGCGCCUCCAUGAAAAGUUUCGCCACAUGAGAGGAUCUGUGCUAGCACGAGUCCUGAAGGCAAACAGUCUAGACGUGCUCAUUAUCUCCGCAGUUGCUACAGUGCAGCUGGUGUGUCAAUUUUCCACCCCAGUCCUCCUUCAAAUGCUUCUACAAGCGAUGCAAGAUACAACCAAGCCCAAGCGCGUACCAUUGACUUACGCAUUCAUUUGGCUCAUAACCCGAUUGAUUGCUGCGCAAUCUCAAGUUCUGAGCCUCUGGUACGGUCGACGCUGCUAUGAAAGAUCUCGAGGUGAAAUGGUCAUGAUGGUUUAUGAGAAAGCAUUAUCAAGAAAGAAUAUUCUCGGGUUAAGAAUCGAGAAAGAUGAUUACCCUUCUGAAGAGGAGGAGCGUGAUGUCCCCAAUCAAGAGACUGAAUCAGCAUCACCAAAGCCUAGUAUUUGGAGCUGUCUCAAACCAAGAAAGCAGAAAGACAAAGCCGUCAAGGCUAAAGAGGCUGCUUCUAUUGGCAAGAUUUUUAAUCUCCUGCGGGGAGAUGUCUAUGAGGUGGCUCAAAGAUUCUGGGAGGUCGAUACCCUGAUUGAUGGACCUGUGGGUUUGUUCAUCGCCAUUAGCCUCGUUUGGUCACUUUUUGGACCAUCAUGCUUCCUUGGAGUCCUGGCUGUUCUGUUGGGCCAAGUCAUCAACGCAGUCAUCACUAGGUACUUGUUCAAAUGGGAAAAGACCAGACGAGCCGCAACAGAUGCUCGACUCCAAAUUACGUCGCAAUUUGUGGAAGCGCUCCGCCAUCUGCGAUGGUAUGGAUGGCAAAAUCACUGGCUGCACCAAGUGAUGGAGGCCCGGCAGCAUGAACUGAAUCUACGCAUCGUCACUAGUCUUUGGAACAUUGUCAUCCGUUUUGUCAAUGCCUUUUCCAGUGGCGUCUUUCCAGUUAUUGCUUUGUACGCCUACACCAGGCUUGCAGGUCAUGAAUUGCGAAUUGACAUAAUCUUUCCAGCGCUUCAGCUUUUCAGUAUGUUGGAGGUCCGCUUGCGCGACUUCCCUAGGCUUAUCACAACCAUGAUAAACGCCUACAUCGCCCUCGGACGAAUUGAAGGUUUCAUGGCGGAACCGAACAAAGAAAGCAUGCCACUUGAUAGCGAAGUGAAUGGCACGAAUUUCGAAAUGCAAUCAUGCUCUUACGCUUGGCCUGGGAAAUUGUCACCGGUGCUCAAUGAUAUAAGCGUGGCGAUUUCCCAAGGUCUGACGGUUGUCGUUGGAAAAGUGGGAGCAGGAAAGACAGCUUUCCUCCAAGCUCUAUUAGGUGAACUCGAUCCACUGAGCGGAAAAUCCUACAUUCCAAACGAGAUGGUGGGUUACUGUGCACAGACACCUUGGUUACAAAGCAUGAGUAUUCGCGACAAUAUUCUUUUUUCCGCCCCCUAUGAGGAGGUACGCUAUAAACAGACUUUGGAGGCAUGUGCUCUUCUUCCAGACCUCUCACAAUUUAAACACGGAGAUCUAACCUUCGUGGGUGAAAACGGAAUCGGUCUUUCUGGCGGGCAGAAAGCACGCGUGGCGCUUGCUCGUGCUGUAUACAGCUCGUCUCGAGUGCUGUUGCUGGAUGAUCCGUUAUCAGCCCUCGACCACAACACCGCCGAGUUCGUCGUCCGGAAGUGCUUAUCUGGUCCCUUAAUGCAUCGACGCACCAUUGUUCUUGUGACGCAUCGGGUUGCACUUGUUCGAGAAAUCGCAGAUCAGAUCAUUGAAAUAGAUGAUGGACGAGCAGCAGUUCAUGACAAAAACUCUAUCGCUGAUUCGAUCAACAAAACUGCCAUCGAGAAUACUAUUCCAUUCCAGGACUCUGAAACAGAGACAGAAGAGGAGCCCAAUGCUGAGAGUCACGCAAAUGCCGUGCCGGACAAAUUCAUCGAAGAGGAGCAUCGUGCAGAGUGGGGCGUUAAAGCCCGUGUCUACUGGACUUAUAUCAAGGCUGGCAAAUAUCGCUGGUGGAUUACUCUCGUCUUGGUCUUGACCAUUUACCGACUCAUCAACGUGGCCCAAUCAUGGUUCCUCAAAGGAUGGGGUGAGGCCUACAACCAGACUGCAACUUCUCCUAAGGAGGACUUCUCUGGCAUCAACCCGAUGGCAACGACAUCGAAUGUUGAUGCAUUCUUCCUCCCUCGAGACCCAAUAGACCGCCUACCAUCACCUCGUGAUGACGUACGUCCAUGGCUAUGGGUUUUCUUUGCUAUUGUCACCUUGCAAGCAGUGGCCCUUCUAGUCGGACAACUCUUGAUGCUGGUUAUCGUCUAUUACGCUGGAAAAUCACUGUUCCGACAGGUAAUGGUUCGAGUCAGCCACGCAACCUUCCGAUUCUAUGAUGUCACCCCCGUUGGUCGACUCAUGAAUCGUCUGACAUCGGACAUUGGUGUGGUAGAUGGUAACAUCAGUGAACAAUUCCAAGUCAUUGCGUUUCAGGCCAUCACCUGGGUCUCUUCGGUGCUAGUAAUUGCUAGUGCUACUCCAACAUUUCUUGUCUUCUCUCUCGCUCUCACCAUCGCCUUUGUAUUGAUCUUUUUGCAUUUCCUCCCAACAUCCCAAAGCCUCAGGAGACUCGAAAUGGUAUCUCUGACUCCACUUCUGUCCAACUUUGGAGAACUACUGCAUGGCUUGACGACGGUCCGUGCUUUUCGUGCAGAAGAGCGAUUUCAAAACCGUGUCAUUUCAGUUGUUGACAAAUUCCAAGGCAUGGACCACUUCUAUUGGUCUCUUCAAGCCUGGCUCAUAAGCCGCUUUGAAGCCCUAUCAGCUUGCUCGACUUUCCUUCUCUCUGCCUUGGCGUUGUACACAAAUACAACACCCGGACUGACGGCAUUUGUGUUGAUAGCGGCGAACAAUUUUGUAGACUCAACGCACCAACUGUGCAAGCAGUACGGUCAGCUACAGAUGGAUUUUGUCUCAGUGGAGCGAGUUGACGAGUUGCUUCACACCGAAGAAGAAGCACCGGGGAUGUUUGAACCCCCAGCUGCAUGGCCCAGAUAUGGCAGUGAUAUCACUUUUGAAAACGUCACCAUCCGGUAUGCACCACACCUGGAUCCCUCUCUGACCGACAUUUCUCUCCGAAUUCCCGGAGGAUCUACCACUGCCAUCGUCGGCCGUACAGGUAGCGGCAAGUCUACACUGGCAGUAUCUCUCCUCAGUGUCAUUAAACCGGAGACUGGCUGUGUCAAGAUAGAUGGCAUCGACAUUGCCAAUGUGAGCACCCAGGCUCUUCGAACCCGAAUCACCUUCGUUGCACAAGACCCGGUUCUUUUCCCUGGGAGCAUUCGCCUUAACCUCGACCCGACUGAGGAAUUUGCAAACGAACAGUGCGCAGAGGUUCUAGAGCGUCUUUGCGGUCGUCAUGGCUGGAAUCUUGAUACGCAUAUUGAAGCAGGUGGUCGAAACCUGAGCCAGGGUCAACGCCAGCUGAUUGCUCUUACUCGAGCUGUACUUCGACGAAGCCCUGUUGUUAUUCUGGACGAGGCCACGGCCUCGAUCGACCACGAAACCUCGCUUGAAAUGCAACAGAUUGUUCGCGAGGAGCUACAAUCAUCUACUGUCAUAACUAUUGCCCAUCGGGUUGAAGCUGUCAAAGAUGCAGACUUUUUUGUGGUCCUGGAUCAGGGUCGAGUAGCUCAGCAAGGCCAAGUCGAAGAAAGAGGAUAA
This is a messenger RNA of Penicillium pulvis, 4446 nucleotides long. RefSeq lists its product as uncharacterized. The coding region runs from base 1 to 4446 and encodes 1481 amino acids. The record is from RefSeq and is a predicted model, not a curated record. Gene Ontology annotation, biological process: transmembrane transport. NCBI's taxonomy places the organism in Eukaryota, Fungi, Ascomycota, Eurotiomycetes, Eurotiales, Aspergillaceae. Gene Ontology annotation, cellular component: membrane; fungal-type vacuole. The transcript has 4 exons. Gene Ontology annotation, molecular function: ATP hydrolysis activity; ABC-type peptide transporter activity; ATP binding.